This is a messenger RNA of Medicago truncatula (barrel medic), 678 nucleotides long. RefSeq names its product subtilisin inhibitor CLSI-I. The record is from RefSeq and is a predicted model, not a curated record. The transcript is spliced from 2 exons. Bases 179 to 463 code for a protein of 94 amino acids. Lineage: Eukaryota; Viridiplantae; Streptophyta; Magnoliopsida; Fabales; Fabaceae. Gene Ontology annotation, biological process: response to wounding. Gene Ontology annotation, molecular function: serine-type endopeptidase inhibitor activity.
AACCAAAACCCUCAAAGAAACAUUUGAAAAUAUAUAAAAUAAUUGUUGUAAUUUUAUAAAAGGCUUUUUACAACUUCACAAGGGCCAUUUAAAGAUACAUAAAAUGAAUACCUAAGUAGAGGAUGAGCAUUGAAAAUUAUAAAGUGAUAAAACCAACUGUUACAUAGAGUUGGAGAAUAUGGCUGAAAGUUUCAAGUUUAUAUGUGUUAUAAUUAUAUUUCUUUGCUCAUUUAUUGCUGCAAAAAAUAUUGACGGGAGAAAUAAUCCAACAAGAAGAAAUUGGUCUGAGCUAGUUGGUGUGACAGCAGAAGAAGCAGAGAGGAAAAUAAAGGAAGAGAUGAAUGGAGUUGAAAUUCGAGUGGUGCCACCUGGCUAUUUUGUUACUGCUGAUUAUAACACCCAAAGAGUUCGAUUGUAUGUUGAUCAAUCUAAUAAGCUCAUUAAGACUCCAACAAUUGGUUGAUUCAUCAACUAAAUAUUGUUCAAAUGAGAUUUCGGUAUAAUGCUAGUGGUGAAAUUUAAAGAAUAAAUGGAGUUUUUUUUUUUUUUUUUUUUUAAUUAGAAUAAACAAGGGUGGUUAGGAAUAAAGCUAGCAUAUGUAUGUAAUUUGAAGAAUAAACAAGGGUGUUGUUGUGACAUUUUCAGGUUCAUACAUGUUUAAGCUUAUGAUUUGUGUUA